Amoebophrya sp. A25 is the source of this 807-nucleotide messenger RNA. The record is from the annotation of a GenBank genome assembly. Lineage: Eukaryota; Dinophyceae; Syndiniales; Amoebophryaceae.
CGCGAAUUGAGGUUGGAGGCGUUGUUGAAUGCUACUGAGAGGGCAGUAAAUGGAAGUGCGACGCGGGGAGAGAUGUUACGACGAUAAUUUUUGCAUAGUAGUGCACUAUGUUGAUACUCUGCUGCAUCACUGGUGUCUACACCAGUACUAGUAGUCGCUUGAUAUUGCGAUGCAUUCGGAUUCGCCUAGUUGUCCUGGUGCUUGAUCUUUCACAUCCCUUAUGAUUGUUCCUGUUCCACCUCAGCAGCUCCACGCUCAUCCGAGUGAACACCUCUAAGACCCGGGGAAGGAAUCGGUACUCGCUUAGCGAGCAUCGAGUCUCUUUGGACCACCGCGAAACCGAACGUUGAGGCUCGCAUCGACAGCCUAGAGCAAUUGAAGCAUGAAGUAGUAGACCACGAUCUACCUUAUUUUGUGGAUCGCGCAACAGAAGAAAAUUUUGCAAAAACAUUGGCCAAAGGGGUCGUGGGGGCUUCUAAUAUGACCUCUCCACGGUCUCGGGCUAUCGAAUGACCAAAAUGUCCUCUCCGUCUCUGUCGUGGGUAUCGAAUCGAUAGACAGAGACGGAGAGGACAUAGGGGUCAUUAUGAUGAAGAUUUGAGUAUGGGGGGCGGAGUUCUCCAUCUACUCGGGGUCACCAAGCGAGCGUAAGCGUUUCUGACAAAUUAUUUUCUUUUCCAAUUACAAUUUGUUUUCGUGAAUGUUUUUUCCCUUUCAACGAGGUUCUUUUCGCUAUUUCGACCUCGUACAACUAUCUAGUACAACUGCUGCGGCUGUUUUCCAUAUCUAUGAUGUUGAUGUUGAGAU